CACGCACACACUGUAACACACACACACACACACACACACACACACUGUAACACACACACUGUAACACACACACACUGUAACACACACACACUGUAACACACACACUGUUGAUGAUGUCACAGACUCAACACACACUUACUCAGAAUCCUCUGGAGAAGACCUGGGUGCCAUGGAUGAAAAGCAGGAUGAGCCAGCGCAGAGGCUCGUCGGUUCCUCAGUUCACGAACUCGCCGACGAUGAUCGUGAUGGUCGGCCUGCCGGCGAGAGGGAAGACCUACAUCUCCAAGAAGCUGACCCGCUACCUCAACUGGAUCGGAGUCCCCACUAAAGUGUUUAAUGUGGGUCAGUACCGGAGGGAUGCGACUCGUUCCUACAACAGCUUCGAGUUCUUCAGACCCGACAACGCGGAGGCGAUGAAGAUCCGCAGGAACUGCGCCGUGGCCGCCAUGAAGGACGUGUGUCAUUACUUCAGCUUGCAGCAGGGCCAGGUGGUGGUUUUUGACGCCACGAACACGACAGCAGAACGUAGAACCCUCAUCCUCAACUUCGCCAAAGAGAACGGCUACAAGGUUUUCUUUGUGGAGUCAGUUUGUGAUGAUCCAGAAAUCAUUGCUGAGAAUAUUAAACAGGUGAAGCUGAGCAGUCCGGACUACGCCGACUGUGACAAAGAGGAAGCGGUGGCGGACUUCCUGAAGAGGAUCGACUGUUACAAGCUGACCUACGUCCCGCUGGACGACAACAAGGACCGGAACCUGUCUUACAUCAAGAUCUUCAACGUGGGCAACAGGUAUCUGGUGAACCGGGUCCAGGACCACAUUCAGAGCCGGAUCGUGUACUACCUCAUGAACAUCCACGUCGCGCCCCGGUCCAUCUACCUGUCCCGGCACGGGGAGAGCGAGCUCAACCUGGUGGGACGCAUCGGAGGAGACUCGGGGCUGUCGACCCGCGGGGCCAAGUUUGCCAGCGCUCUGGGUGCGUACAUGCGGGGGCAGUCCAUCACAGACCUGAAGGUGUGGACCAGCCACAUGAAGAGGACCAUCCAGACCGCCGAGGCUCUGGGAGUCCAGUACGAACAGUGGAAGGCUCUCAAUGAGAUCGAUGCCGGCGUCUGUGAGGAAAUGACGUACGAAGAGAUUCAGCAGAACUUCCCAGAAGAAUUCGCUCUGAGGGACCAAAACAAGUACCGCUACCGCUACCCGAAAGGAGAGUCUUACGAGGACCUGGUCCAGCGUCUGGAGCCGGUCAUCAUGGAGCUGGAGCGGCAGGAGAACGUGUUGGUCAUCUGUCACCAGGCUGUCAUGAGAUGUCUGCUCGCCUACUUCCUGGAUAAGAGCGCAGAUGAGCUGCCGUACCUCAAGUGUCCCCUGCACACCGUCCUGAAGCUCACCCCCGUCGCCUACGGGUGUAAAGUGGAGACUGUCUUCCUGAACAUUGAAGCUGUGAACACACACAGAGACAAACCAGAGAACGUGGACGUGGAUCGGGACCCGGAGGAAGCCUUGGAGACGGUUCCAGACCACAGCUGAACCUCCUCCUCUUCAUCACCUCCCUGUGUGCUCCUCCUCUUCAUCACCUCCCUGUGUGCUCCUCCUCCUCUUUAUCACCUCCCUGUGUGCUCCUCCUCCUCUUCAUCACCUGUGUGCUCCUCCUCCUCUUCAUCACCUCCCUGUGUGCUCCUCCUCUUCAUCACCUCCCUGU
Molecule: messenger RNA, 1698 nt
Organism: Scomber japonicus (chub mackerel)
Lineage: Eukaryota; Metazoa; Chordata; Actinopteri; Scombriformes; Scombridae
Product: 6-phosphofructo-2-kinase/fructose-2,6-bisphosphatase
Exons: 14
Coding region: 111-1526 (471 amino acids)
Biological process (GO): fructose metabolic process; fructose 2,6-bisphosphate metabolic process
Cellular component (GO): 6-phosphofructo-2-kinase/fructose-2,6-biphosphatase complex; cytosol
Molecular function (GO): fructose-2,6-bisphosphate 2-phosphatase activity; 6-phosphofructo-2-kinase activity; ATP binding
Source: RefSeq, a predicted model, not a curated record